GAUUUGCAAAUGGGACAAAGGACGAGACGUCGCUUAUGCCGCCGCCGCAUUAAUGGCAGAAUUACAGCUCAGAGGGAGUGCUCGCCAGAAUGAUGAAUGAUAGAAUGAUGAAUGAUACAUGCCUACAUGCUGUGAAACGGACGAGAAUGACGUGGUGAAAUGGGCCGUUACCUUUUUUUUCACCCACUCGCAUUGCAGUUAUGGAGGACUAAUUGCACUCACCUGCAUGCCGCCACGCCUACAGUUCAGGACAGUUAUCCCUUUCCGAUAGCCACAGAUUUCUGUUCUCUUCUCUUUUUCCUUUUUUUAAUGCGCCUCCACUUCCAUAUUCCAAAAUCUUUCACUUAAUGGUUUUUUAUGUCCUGGGAUGAUCUGAUUCUGUUUCUUUGCGACCGCUUGGGCCUCUGCCGCCUCAAGAAUUAAACAGAACGUCCCCCACGGAAUUUGUUCUUGUUCGCUCUCUGCUGUCACUGUAGCAUUUUCUGCAGCGUGGGCUCCGUACCAUUCUUCGUUUUUAUGCCAUAUAAGUACUUAUACCUCUCCUCCUGAAUCCCUGCUCCAGCCAUCUUUCACUUCUUGUCCGCCAUGUCUUGGGGUUUAUAUUUCAGUAGAAUUAAUGUAUAUGGGUAGUAACUGGGUGGCCUAUUGAGUGUACAAAAGCUUUUGGGUGAGAUCCUGUAGAUGCAAUGGCAGCCUGCAUUUUGAGCUAGCUUGAUGUCCUGUAGGUUUAUUCAUAGUGAAACCGCCGGUUUUCUAUCUCCAGCAGCUCUGUUUUCUCUUCCCCUGCUGUUUUAGUGGUUUUGAUUUGGGCUUGUGAACUGAGGAACUGAAGUGCUAGGCAUCCAUGGAGCAACUUCAGUACUUGUAUCAUGGUGGUCCUCUGAUGAGUUCGGGUGAUGACUCCUUGGAAAGGGUGCGCAUGAUUCAUCUGAAUGUUGAUGAGUCGGCAGAGCUCCAAACUUCAUUGCUGCAACUGAGAUUCAAGAAAGGAGCUCUAAUCAAGGCAUUCUUAAAUAGUGCCUUCCUCCUAGUUGCAGUUGUUCUCAUCGGCCUCUUUGUAAGCUCCAUGAAUUUAACGUCCUGGCGAGGGCACGACAUCCGAGGACGAAGAGAGGAGUUCCAUCACCAUUUUCUCAAGAUGGGAAGCAAUGCAAGCAUUGCAAUGCACUUGCAGAAGCUUACUGCGGAGCCUCAUGUCGCUGGCACUCCAGAGAACUUCGCAACUGCAGAAUAUGUUUUGUCUAGUUUCAGGAAGUACGGUUUAACUUCCUACUAUAGAGAUUACAAUGUACUGCUUAGUUAUCCUGUGAGUAGGUCUCUGGUUCUAAGCUUACCGGGCGAACAGAGCAGGCAUCUGAAACUCAGAGAAAGGGAAGAAAAGGGUGAUCCUUUCAGUAGAAGCUCCAAGACAAUUCCUGGAUUCCAUGCCUAUUCUCCUAGUGGGCAGGCUGCUGCACUUGUGGUUUACGUUAACUAUGGGCGCGUGGAGGAUUUUGCAAAGCUGAAAGAGCUGGGCAUCAAUGUUAGCGGUUGCAUUGCAAUUGCUCGACAAGGAAUGAUUUUCAGAGGUGAUAUAGUGAAGAAUGCAGCGGGUGCAGGAGCGGUGGCAGUGGUCAUGUAUUCUGAUCCACAGGAGUAUGCAGGAGGCAAGAAGAGCGGAGGAGUAAGCUAUCCCAACUCCAAAUGGCUGCCAAGCAGUGGAAUCCAAAGAGGCACAGUCCUGGAGGGCUCUGGAGAUCCCUUGUCUCCUGGCUGGCCAAGCACCGCUAAUUCAGAGAGGCUGUCUGCCAAUGAAAUAGAGGCCCUGCUACCACCAAUUCCCUCCCUGCCAAUCUCUGCAGAAGACGCCUUCCUGGUGAUGGGCUCUUUAGCUGGCCCACUCGCUCCUCCUCAUUGGCAAGGUGCUUUGGAUUUGCCUCUUUAUCGCCUUGGACCAGGCCCUGCCAUUCUCAACCUUACUUACGUGGCAAACCAGACUGUCGCGCCGAUUAGGAACGUGUUUGCAGAGAUUAAAGGAGUGGAUGAACCUGACCGGUAUGUUUUGCUUGGAAAUCAUCGUGAUGCAUGGACUUUUGGGGCGGUUGAUCCCAACAGUGGAACAGCUGCACUUCUGGAUAUUGCUCAAAGAUUUGGCAAGCUGCUUAAACAAGGCUGGCGGCCCAGGAGGACUAUCAUCUUAUGUAGCUGGGAUGCCGAGGAGUAUGGAUCUAUUGGAUCGACAGAGUGGGUGGAGCAAAAUUUCGAUUUAUUACACUCGAGAGCCGUUGCAUACAUCAAUGUGGAUUGUGCAGUAGCUGGGCCUGGGUUUUUUGCCUUUGCUACACCCCAGCUAGAUAACCUUGUGGAAGAUGCUACACGAAAGGUGCCUGAUCCCGAAGAUGCAUCAAGGACUGUCUAUCAAGCAUGGGGUCUAUCGGGUUUGCAAUCCGAGACAAGGAUUGGUAGAUUAGGAGGAGGCGGCUCAGACUUUGUGUCUUUCCUUCAUCACGUUGGCGUGCCUGCAGUAGAUAUCUACUUCGGAAAAGACUACCCGGUCUAUCAUUCUCUGUACGAUAACUACAUGUGGAUGCAAAUUUUUGGAGACCCUUUGUUUCAGAGACACGUUGCAGUGGCAGCAAUCUGGGGAUUAGUUUCCCUCAAGCUUGUAGACGAGGAGAUCCUUCCCUUCAACUACGAAAAAUAUGCCGAUGAACUAGAGUCAUACACAGUGGGUUUGGAAUCAGGGCUAAAGGCCAUCGGCAGCCCUUCAGAUGUGACAGUAUCUCCACUGUAUCAGUCCAUUUCACAACUGAGGAUGGCCAUUGCAGGAAGUAAGAAGGAGCAGAAGGAACUGGAAGAUCUUACACCUCAGCUGAAUUAUCAGUAUGUGGUGUCUCGGAGGAGAGAGUUCAAUGACCGCCUGUUAAUGGCAGAGCGUGCGUUUACCCAGUCAGAUGGACUUCCUGGAAGACCUUGGUACAAGCAUUUGAUCUACGGUCCCACUAGCCAUGAUGAUUAUGGGUCUAGUUCAUUUCCUGGAGUGUCUGAUUCACUACAGAAGGCUGUUAGUUUUAACACCUCUGAGAACUGGUCAACUGUUCAACGCCAGAUAUGGAGAGUGUCUAGGGCAAUUGAAAGGGUGGCUAUAGUCUUGAAGGGUCAACUAACUUAGUUUUUAUAUAAUCAGAAAUUGUAGGUGGUGACAAAAAGAAAUGAACAUAUUUUCCAGCACAUCACUUGAUGCAAAUCCAAUUUUAUCUGGAAAGCUGCUGAAUCCGGAUUUUGCAUGUGCGGAAAAUGUCGACGUUAAGCUUAAUGCUUAUGCUAUUCGACGUAAAACGUAGAGGUGGCUACCUGGAUCAGCAAGAUUGUAAUAGAUAUGAUCUUGUACAAUUUCCCUCCUUUUUCAAAUGAAAACUAAAUUAUCAUUUCAUGA
Molecule: messenger RNA, 3415 nt
Organism: Cryptomeria japonica (Japanese cedar)
Lineage: Eukaryota; Viridiplantae; Streptophyta; Pinopsida; Cupressales; Cupressaceae
Product: probable glutamate carboxypeptidase LAMP1
Exons: 12
Coding region: 845-3151 (768 amino acids)
Molecular function (GO): carboxypeptidase activity
Source: RefSeq, a predicted model, not a curated record